Haliotis rubra (blacklip abalone) is the source of this 426-nucleotide messenger RNA. Its product is annotated as transient receptor potential cation channel subfamily A member 1 homolog. Gene Ontology annotation, molecular function: protein binding. Gene Ontology annotation, cellular component: nucleus; cytoplasm. The transcript has a single exon. Lineage: Eukaryota; Metazoa; Mollusca; Gastropoda; Lepetellida; Haliotidae. The record is from RefSeq and is a predicted model, not a curated record. Bases 1 to 426 code for a protein of 141 amino acids.
AUGCAAAGACCAGAGAGCUUUAAGACGACAUCUACAGGAAGAAGUCUCCUUCAUGCAGCAGCGGCUCAUGGGGACCUGGAAAUGGUGGAGUUCCUGUGUGAGAAAGGUGGAGAUGUCAGGGAGACAGACAGGGGGGAACAAACGGUUGUACAUGCAGCAGCAGGAUCCAGUCUUGAAGCAGCUGAGAAGUUGUAUUAUCUCAUUGAAGAGAAACGAGCACCCUUCCUAGAUGUGGACAAGAAAGGACGUACAGCACUGUUCCCUGCUGCCGAGGUCGGGGACAGAGAGGUAGUGGAGUAUCUGGUGGAGAAGGGUAUAGACCCGACAAAGCAUGACAAUGAUGGGAAGUCAGUGCUGGAUGUAGCAGCUUCAUCUGUUCGUGAUGUAAUAAGUCGGAAUAUGAGGCGUUUGUCCUCAGCAGAAUGA